This is a messenger RNA of Aspergillus luchuensis, 1116 nucleotides long. RefSeq lists its product as uncharacterized. The coding region runs from base 1 to 1116 and encodes 371 amino acids. The transcript has 2 exons. Lineage: Eukaryota; Fungi; Ascomycota; Eurotiomycetes; Eurotiales; Aspergillaceae. The record is from RefSeq and is a predicted model, not a curated record.
AUGAGUUCUGACCCUGAAAUCAAGGAGAUAACCAUCUCCUCGAACGCGGACACCGAGAUCCUCAUCAAAGAAUACACUAGGGGUUAUAGCGGUGAGAAGAAGAUAGCAAAGUGCGUUUUGAUGAAAGUCGAGCGCGAGAAGCUACUUGAAGCUGAAUACUUUCGAGCAAUGUUUGGUCACGGUCGCUGGCUGGAGUCAGCAAGUCAUAGAGUCACCCUGGAGGAGGACAACUGCACGGGUAUGGAAGUUCUCCUGCGCAGCCUUCACGGCACCCUCAAGGACAUGCCUCUUGAUUCAGUCACCGUUCCAGGAACAUGGCAUGUGAUCAUGUCGUGCGAUAAGUACAACGUUGAUCAGAAAAGUCUGAGUUCAUGGUUCGAGACAUGGUGGAAGCAUGAGAGUCAGAAGGAGGACACCAAAGAUUACUACACUGAGUUUUCUAGGAAAAUGAUGUACCCAUGCUUCGUAUUUGACUAUGCCCAUGGAUUUCAAUCUGCCACCAAGGAGCUGGUGUAUGAAUCCGUCGGUCACAUUACCGAGAAAAAUCCAACUGACAUUGGGCGGAUGCAUUUGCCCCCGCGCAUCAUCCAGCAGAUCAACGCGGCCCGUGGACGGCUUAGAACUAUUCUUCACAAGGGGUUGUUCGAAACACUUGGAAAUCUGGCCAAUGAUGGGAAGUGUUCCUGUAAGGAACUGACUACCUUUGAAUACUUGCGGGAGAUGGCCAGAAUUCACGUCUGGCCGCUGGAAGACUGCAUGAAAGCCGAAAGUAUCAAUCAGAUGCUCGAACGACUGCGUUUGUUUGAUGCAACGAAAAUGCGAAAGCUUACGGACCCUCUGUCUGGAAAAGUGAGACCGUGCUAUUAUUGUAACACAUCUUGGGACGCUAUUGUUUUGCGAGCAGCCAAAACAGUAGCAGAGUACUUUGAUGGUCUCUGCUUGGACUGUAUGGACAUCAGUAAGGAUCUACGUUCUUAUGGUGACAGAGAUGCGGAUUACUGGGAACAUAAUGAGUUGGAGAUGUGGGAUACUGAUUGUCGGAUUAGACAUGGAGAGCCCACAUGGUACUUUAGUUUCAUGGGGCGUAGGGAGAAGCGCGGCUUAAUCGGAGAUUGA